UUUCGCUCAUUCUCAAGUGGGAGUCCUCUGUGUGCAUCACGUCUGUGAAUGGCAGCAGAUUGUGCGUGUGAGACUCACAACCUCUCUCUUGGUUUCAGUCUUUCAGUCAGUCCCAGGAGACAUGGUUGGUCGUGGAUUCCAGUUUGAUUUCUUGGACUUGAGAUGCUCCUCCUGUGCAGGCCAUUCACAUCUUUUCAUCCUUGGUCUGAUGUUUGCUUAUUGCACUACUCUCUCCUCUCAUGUUCAAGCAUCAAAAGUGAAAUGCAAGUCAAGGGAUUUUGUUUCCAAAUGUGUCCUUCACCCAGAUGGAGUCCAUGAUUUACAGUGCUUUGGUAAAUAUAGUCAUCUUACAAAAAUGUGUGUGUGGAGACCCGGAAACCACUCAUCAGAAAAGACAUACACGCUCAUCAUACAACAAAACAAAAGACCUUGCAAAACUUACAACAACAUCAAAGAAUUCUUAAAAGAAAUCAAGGUAUUUGAAAAUGACAAUAUAAUUGCUGAGGUUUUUGAAAACGGCGAAUCAACAAAUUGCACAAAGGCAGUUUUCAGUGCUCUACCAAGGAGCCUGUGUAAGUCCACCAAAAUUAAUUUCUUUGUUUUUAUUCAUCUCUUUUUGAUGAUCUGGACAUGCAUAAUACUCCUUUAUAUUUCAGUGAGAUGUGAUCCGCCACACAAUGUGUCCUUCAGUCGACGGUCCAGAACACUAGAUGUGCAUGUGAGCUGGCUGCCGGAAGACGAAAAGGCCGUCAAGUAUUUCUCUGUGAGGUAUAAGGCGCUGGGCAGCCUGCUGUGGAUCCAGCCACCAGUAAAAUCCCAAAAUGGAGAGAGAUGUGCAGUGGAGAAUCUAAACUCCUCCCUGUUCUACACUUUACAAAUACAAUGUGUCACUAAUGAUAAAUGCUCACAGUGCCCAUGGAGUGAGAGGUACACUGUCCCACCAGAACUGACGGCACAGCCUGUCAUUGUGAAGCUUGAAGAUACUGACAUUGCAGAGAAAAAAGGCAGCAGGCUGCUAUCUCUAAACUGGAAGUUUCCUGCCACAGUGCCGCACGAUGGCUACUACGUGACCAUUGGUAAAGCAUCGGGAGAGGCUCCGUGCGAGCAGAUGAGGACCGCUCAGCCUGAGAUCAGACUGGUUCUCUCCCACUCAGCGUACCAUCUCAACAUCAGUGCUGUCAACAGUGCCAGCACCUCCCCACCUGUAGGCCAGACAAUACCACAGCGACAGGACGCUCCCGCGGGGAAGCUGAACGUGACAGUCCACAGCAAUACAUCUUUUACUGUGUACUGGAAAGAUGAUGUGAUCAAGACCUAUGUCUGCUAUUCUGUGGAGUGGAGGCAAAAGGGACAUAAAGCAGCAUCCAUGUCCUUUUAUCAGAACGCAAACAACUGGAGGACCUUAUCCCCUUUACCAGCGCCUUUGGAGCCUUACAAGAGAUACAGCAUCAGUCUACACACACGACCAGAGAAGGAGACCUGCAACAUCAAGUACAUCAAUGGGAGUGAGAGCACCUAUGGGUCUACUCAGUUCUAUUUCGUCGAAGGAUCGCCGGUCAGCGCUCCCAGCAUCAGCAGCUACAAUGUGACGCUGAAUUCGGUGGUGCUGCAGUGGUCGUCCAUCCCGGAGGAAGACGUCCGAGGCUUCCUGCUGGGUUACAUGAUCCACUACGCCGAGUACCACCACCGGGGGACAAGUACAGAGAGAAAUAUCACCGUGGAUCCGCGGUUCGACACCUAUGAGUUGUGGGAUCUCAAAGGAGGCGCAAUGUACCAGGUCCAGAUAUCCGGUAUCACCCAGGCAGGAGCAGGCGUACGAAGUGCAGCGUGCAUCUUCAUAACAAACAAUCAAGGAUAUAUUGAUCCCAAUCUAAGUGGCCUUAUCGUUAUCUUUGCUGUUGUGAUUUUUGGAUCCGUGAUAAUAAAAAGAGCAAAAGUCUUCCUGUGGCCCAGCAUACCCAAUCCUGGAAAUAGCAAUGCAAUGCAGAAAAUAGAAGGACCCUGGGAAAUGGAACUCCUAUCAAAGUCCAUCAAAACUCUAACGGUAGAAGAGUGGGAUACAGAUAGUCUCCGGAUAGUCGAGAAAGAAGGUGUGGUCCUUCCAUCGGUGUUGUUGCUCCUCCAUGACUCAAAAGAUGAAGAAGAUGAAGAAGAUGAAGAAGACUCAUCAGAGGCGAUUUGCAACUGGACCCUGGACACGGAGCAUGCAGGCGGACACGUCGUACCCGAUGACACAACAGACGCCGUCUCAGACUUCCAGAGUUCCCCUGUUGCCUUUUCGAGUGAAUACACGACAUUGGAAAGUUUUCAGCAGCUGAUGCCCCAGGGGAACCCGGCCAUCACCCAGGACUUGGGAAGUGAUCCACCGGACACAACAGUUGUGAAGUUAAGAUUGGACUAUGUCAAACGAUUUAGUGCCAGUCCCACCUUGGGCAGCGAGGAGGAGUACACAGGUUUCUGAGAAGAGUUUGUAGUUGGACCGCAGGACGUGAUGAACCCAGGAGCAUGAAGAGAAGAACCACUCCAUGCAUGUCUGAAUCAAACAAGUUCUUUGUGGCACUUCAGAGGUGGACAGUGAGGGACCAUAUUGUUCGAUGGUUGUUGCAGGUCAACAUCGGGGAUUCAUUGAGUACAUUUAACGCAAUGAUUAUGUCAACUGCCAAUAUUACUGUUAAACAUAAACUCUUGCCAAAAUGGAAACUAAAUUGAGUGUAUAAAGCCAGAGGUCUAGUUUGAGUUCUCUUCCUACCUCUAUGUGGGUAAUUUUAUAUUUGCACUUCUUUUGUCCAUGAACAUCAUCUGCACUCAUUACAUUCUAUACAUUUGUGAAAAUACAGUAUCUAAUUUCCAUAUGUAAAUGUGAAUACCUCAUGAUGUAACAAUGACUGAAAAAAAAAAGUUUAAUUUAUUAAAUUUUGGUAACUGG
Molecule: messenger RNA, 2926 nt
Organism: Scophthalmus maximus (turbot)
Lineage: Eukaryota; Metazoa; Chordata; Actinopteri; Pleuronectiformes; Scophthalmidae
Product: interleukin-31 receptor subunit alpha
Exons: 15
Coding region: 122-2461 (779 amino acids)
Biological process (GO): cytokine-mediated signaling pathway
Cellular component (GO): signaling receptor complex; external side of plasma membrane
Molecular function (GO): cytokine receptor activity; cytokine binding
Source: RefSeq, a predicted model, not a curated record